Messenger RNA from Esox lucius (northern pike), 1807 nucleotides. Its product is annotated as protein NDRG2-like. Gene Ontology annotation, biological process: signal transduction. Gene Ontology annotation, cellular component: cytoplasm. The transcript has 17 exons. The record is from RefSeq and is a predicted model, not a curated record. The coding region runs from base 244 to 1347 and encodes 367 amino acids. Lineage: Eukaryota; Metazoa; Chordata; Actinopteri; Esociformes; Esocidae.
GGAGGGAAAAUAUGGGAUUUUAACAGUCAUGCAUAACAGUUUAUCAGUUACCUCCUGAAAAUACAGGAGACCAAUCAAAAUUAACAGCUUAAGUUCAUUUGCAAACUUUAGUGGUCUCAAUUAUUGCGUGUCUCAUAUAUCUUAAACUUUUUAACUGAAGGUAGAAUUUGAAGGACACGUCACUGCAUGACAUACAGAAUACGAUAACACAACAGAAAUUGCAGGACUUAAACAAGCAAAACCAUGACGACUGAGAUGCAGAAGAUCGCUAUCACUGAGGAGAAGCCUUUACUUCCAGGUCAGACCGAUCCUGAAAAGGAUGCAGAGAUUGCAGCCCGGAUACUGUUGAACCAGAGUCAGGAACACAGUAUUAAGACUCCUCAUGGUGUCCUCCAUGUUACUCUGUAUGGAACGACCAACACAGGCCGCCCGGUCAUACUCACCGUCCAUGACGUUGGCCUGGACAGUAAAAGCUGCUUCUCUCCUCUGUUUGAGUUUGACGAGAUGCAGGAAAUAGUGAAGAACUUCACCCGGGUCCACAUUGAUGCCCCUGGCCAGGAGGAGGGAGCAUCGGCCUAUCCCAUGGGGUACCAGUAUCCAUCAAUGGAUCAGAUUGCUGAGAUGAUCCCUGCAGUCCUGACUUAUUUCGAUUUUCGUUCUGUUAUCGGAAUGGGAGUGGGAGCUGGUGCUUACAUUCUCUCCAGGUUUACAAUGGCCAACCCAACCUCAGUUGACGGUCUCGUCCUCAUCAACUUUGAACCCAAAGCUAAAGGGUGGAUGGAAUGGACUAUAAAGAUGGUUACUAGCCUGACUACCUUCAUCACAGAGCAGAUCUUGAAUCAUCUAUUUAGUCAGGAGGAAAUGUCAGCAAACGGAGAUCUGGUGAAGUCACACAGACAACGAAUCUCUAAAGCCCCAAACUUCAUCAACACUGAGCUCUUCUGGAAGAGCUACAACAGCCACAAAGAACUGAUAAUUGAUUACAACACGUUCAAGUGUCCUGUGAUGCUGGUGGUUGGGGAUAAGUCACCUCAUGAAGAAGCUGCUGUGAAAUGCAACAGCAAACUGAACCCAACGACAACCUCAUUCGUCAAGAUGGCAGAUGCUGGGGGUCUUCCACAGCUCACCCAGCCCAGCAAACUGACAGAGGCUUUCAAGUACUUCGUCCAGGGGAUGGGCUACAUGCCAACAUCCAUCAUGACCCGCCUGGCCCGUUCGCGCACCACCUCCCGGUCUUCAACCGGCUCCUUGGAGGGGGAGCGGUGGCGUUCUCGCACCCUGUCACAGACCUCCCAGGGAGAGCAGAUGCCCCCCAGCCCCGCAAACGACAUGAACGUGUCCUGCUGAUAGGUACAGCGAAGGGCCCAGACAAUUGUCUAAUCUGAAUCCAACUGAGCAUUCCUUUAACAAUGUGAAGACAGAAGGCCAAAAGGCCCUCAAAGAGGUAGGAACUGAAGAUGACUGCAGUAAAGUCAGUGAAUCACCAAGAAAGAUACACAAAGUCUGGUGAUAUCUAUUGGUUGCAGACCUGCAGGCAAUCAAAAGAUCCGUUUGUUACCAACUACUAAAUAUGACUAAUUUAUUGUAUUGUAUGUAAUAUUCUUCUGUUGUUUAAGCUGACAGUCUCUUUAACCCUGUAGUCAUUGAAUCAUUUCGAAUCCAAUGUGCUGGAAUCCUUUGGUUUUCAAACAGCCAAUACUUUAAUCAUCACAAAUUAAAUUAUGUGGUGAAGGUGUGUAACUGUUAUCUGAUCGCAAUAAAAUAGAAAGAUAUCUGAUAAUUAUGGCACUGCUGUUAAAUAUCAACU